AUGAAUCCACAAGAUAGCGGCUAUUUCAAUCCAAGUCCAGCAACUCAAGAUUUUUGUUCUCAUAAAACUCUUAAAACAUUAACUAAACCUCAAGAAUCUUAUGUAGCUUUAAUUGCUCGUGCUAUAUUAUCUUCACCUAAUUAUCAAAUGUUACUUAUAGAAAUCUAUGAAUGGAUUAUAAAUGAAUAUCCUUAUUUUGGAACAUUACAAAGUAAAGCAUGGAGAAAUUCUAUAAGACAUAAUUUAUCAUUAAAUGAAUGUUUUAUUCGACAACAAAAGUCUGAAAAUGGUCGAGGUUAUUAUUGGGGAAUACAUCCAGCUGCAUUUGAUGCUUUUAUUCAUGGUGAUUUUCGACGACGACAAGCUCGUCUUCGAGCCAAACGUGCAGAUAAUUUAUCUAUUCAAACCAUACCAUGGAUGAUGAACAGGGAUAUCUCAUUGGACUAUUCAAUAAAUCAAACACAAACAUAUAAUUAUUCAUAUUCAUAA
Messenger RNA from Rotaria sp. Silwood2, 489 nucleotides. The record is from the annotation of a GenBank genome assembly. NCBI's taxonomy places the organism in Eukaryota, Metazoa, Rotifera, Eurotatoria, Philodinida, Philodinidae.